Molecule: messenger RNA, 1415 nt
Organism: Astrephomene gubernaculifera
Lineage: Eukaryota; Viridiplantae; Chlorophyta; Chlorophyceae; Chlamydomonadales; Astrephomenaceae
Source: the annotation of a GenBank genome assembly
AAAGUUUGUCCACACUGCAUCAGCACUGUAUUGAAUAAAUCAGGGCUAACAAAACGCAGCCUAAACUUCCGGCUUCCACACGACUCAUUUCUUUCCUUUCCUCCCAUACGAUAAGUGGCUCCAGUGCCAACCAACAGCUACCAUAAAGUGCACUUAAUGGGCUCUAUGAGUUGCUUCGUUGGGCUUUGCCAGCGACACUUCCACUUACAAGCCUUGUCUCAAUGUGCGAGGCAGUCGGCUUAUCGAAUAGCACCUUUCCAGCCAAUAUGCACUUUUGCACGGAAUUCGGUGCGCCGCUUUGUGGCAGCUAGCGCGCAAGGCGAUGCAUUGGAUGCUGCAGUAGCGGCGCCGAAGCCAUCCAAACCCUGGUACAGUGUCAGGCCUAUAACUAAAGAUGACGUGGAUUUCUCCUUCGCGCGUUCCAGUGGUGCUGGAGGACAGAAUGUCAACAAGGUGAGCACCAAGGUGGACAUGCGGCUGGACCUGGGCAAGGCCGGCUGGAUACCCGAGGAGGUCAAGGAGGCGGUGCGGCAAAUGGAGAAGAACCGCUUCACCAGCGAGGGGGUGCUGGUGGUGCAGUCGCAGCGGCACCGCACGCAGUCUCAAAAUUUCGAUGACGCUCUCUCCAAGCUACAAGACAUUCUGGACCGAGCAGUGGAGGCGGUCACACCCAAGGAGGUGGACCCGGAGACCAUCAAGCGGGUCAAGGCCAACAUCAAGGCGGGCCACGAGCGACGGUUGGACGCCAAGAAGAAGGACUCAUCGCGCAAGAAGGAGCGAUCACGGCGUGACUGGGACUGAUGAGGGAGGCCUGCUGAUUGAAUGCUGUGGCAGCAGCUGCAGCUUAGGCAGACAGGGCCGUGUCAGGGGCAGCGGCCGCAGGAGUGGUGGUAGAGGCAGAGGCAGCAGUGGCGCCAGUCGCAGCAGGCGCCGGGACAUCGGCGGUGGCCUUCGCUGGCUUCAAUGAGUAGCAGUCGUGGUGGGGACGUGAGGAGUGGUAGGGACGGCCUGAAUUACGGCGAUGACCGCCGGUAGAUAACUGGAGCGCAGUAGAUAGUGCGAUGCCGAGGGUUUGCACUAUGGGAAGGGGUUCCUUCCGUACUGUUUUCUACUUCCGUACUGUUUUCUUCUUACAGCAUAGGGCGGGUCCAUUCAUCGAUUGGACUUAAGCACUUAACUGGUCAAAACGUGCUACUUUCUCGUGUUGAAAUCAUAUCACGGUGAUAGAAACAAUGGGCAAGCACUUGGGCAAAUGUCCCUUUGGAAUUUUGCAGCGAAUUACCUGGAGGUUCAUGAAAACGUCGUUGAUCCACCUACCCACCUACCCACCCCUGCUGUACAACUAAUUCUGCAAGCCCAUGCCGUUUUCCGUUUCAAGCCCCAAAAAUUUUAUUAAGUAAAUUAGGUAUUCCCAC